GUCUGCUGCUGCUGCUGUCGGUCUCUGCUGCUGCCGUUGUCUGCUUGUCUUGUUCUCUCGUCGCUUCAGUUGUGAGUAUGAGGAAGCUGUGGUGUGCAGCAGUGUUGGUGGUGACGCUGGUGAGUGUGGUGAGGCCUCAGUGUAUCUCCAACAAUGACAAGCUGGUGACCUUCCGACAUGACCUGGCCCACAUCACCCCCUUCAGCUUGGACCUCUUCAAGCAGCUCUAUCCACCCACCGCCACAGGAAACUUUUUCUUCUCGCCCUACAGCGUGUGGACCGCCCUGGUCCUGGCCUACUUUGGGUCUGCUGGCAGGACUCGUCAGCAGCUGCAGGACACCCUUCGUCUCAGAGACCCUUCAACCACUCUGGCUACCUACAGGGCCCUCGACCGUCUAACCGCAAAGAGACAGAGCAACACGAGUGACUAUGUGAUACACUUGGCUAACAAAGUGUAUGUGAAGAGCGGCUUCCCUCUUCGGGACUGCAUCAGAGAUGUCCUUAAGAAAGAGGUGGAGAAUAUCGACUUCUCACAGGCGGCCAAAGCAGCUGCGACAAUCAACCAGUUCGUGAACAAAACAACGCGAGGCAAGAUCCCAACUGUGGUGACAGAGAGCGACGUGGCACCGACACUGAUGGCGCUGGUCAACACCGUCUACUUCAAAGGUUUCUGGUUGAGUCAAUUCAACCUAACCCAAACAACCAAGCAGAAGUUCUUCACCACCCCGAGCCAACACAGCCUUGUUGACAUGAUGACCCAACUUGGAUGUCAUAUCCCUGAGAGUGAACACUGGUUACAGUGGUCUGUGGUUGCAGGAGUCUCGAGUGAGCUGGGAGCGACAGUGUUAGAGAUGCCGUACAAGGGGAAGGCGGCGUCCAUGUUGGUGUUGCUGCCUGACAACACCCCCGGCGGCGCCCCUGGUAACUCCGCCACGCCCCUGGACGCCAUGCUGCGGCGCCUCUCCCACGACACCCUCCACCACGCCCUCACCAACCUGGAAGAGGUGGAAGUAGAUCUUCACUUCCCAAGGUUCAAACUGGAGCAGACAAUCACUGAGGAACUUAAGGCGGUGAGUAGUCAGGAUGUUUUACUUGCAUCUCUAUAUAAAUGUUGUCAGUGUUAAGGUAAACAUUUAUGG
Molecule: messenger RNA, 1139 nt
Organism: Procambarus clarkii (red swamp crayfish)
Lineage: Eukaryota; Metazoa; Arthropoda; Malacostraca; Decapoda; Cambaridae
Source: RefSeq, a predicted model, not a curated record